CAAGCCUUUUCGGAAAGCAGCAGACCGAACUGAACUGGGCCGAGUGGGUGCCCGGCGUGGCUCUUCUUAUAUACUACGACCACAAGUCUUCCUCUUUGCUUCUUCCUUGACCACAAAACGGAAAGAGGAACCCAUCUAGGUCUCGGCGGCGGAGGCGGUUUGAUCUCAUCGCCGGCGAUCUCCUCCUUCCUUCACCACCCGCCCUCUCCCUAUCCCGCUUCAAGGAGCGGUCGAUCCGUCGGUGGCCAUGUCGUCCGCCUCCGCAACCUCUUGUGUUUAUGGAGAAUUUUGGAUUAACGACUUUGCCAGGCUGCAAACAUCGGAUGAUUCCACUUCUAGUACAUCAUCAAAGGAGUUUCAGGAGUUCCAGGAUUUUUGGCUUGCUUGCGCCAAGCGCCAAAUGAGCCUUAGGCCCACGUCGCCGUCCCAUGAGGAGCUGAUGAAGCGCAAACAAGAGCGUUAUCGCAAGAGUUUGGUUAUAGCGCUCAACACAUAUGCCAAGCGAAACAAUAUGCAGAUUACUGAUUUUGAAUUCGUGGAAGAGAAAGAAAGGAAUCUAGUUUCUGGAAUGCUUGGAGGAUAUGUGCAUUCCAACUUUGUGGUGAAAGGUGUAGAUGGCAGAUCAAUUUUGUUCUUUGCUGAGAUGGAGCAUGAUUGCUUGCAGGAAGAGCAUGUUGUUCUCUGCACUCCGUUGGAAGACGAGGACUCUGGUCACUGUUUCGGGUGCAAUAAGCGGGCAAGGAAGCUUAGGCAUCCCACAUGUGGUGGCUACUUGGGUGGACUCGAGGAUGUGCCGUUUCCUUAUGUGGAGGAGGAUAGUGAUGAUGAGUGCUUUCUUGAAUGAGUCUAUAUAUGUUUCCAACAAGACAGAGCUGCAAAUUCGGUCUAGUCUCUAUGCUGAGAGUGCGUAAGAAGACGGAGUGCUUUGGUAACAGCAGGCUGUGACAAGUAGGGGCCGAAGCAUAUGUAUCUUUAUUAUUGAUGUUAUAAUAAGUAGACUAGAUGCCUCAAAAAAUAUGUAAUGUUAACUAGAAUCAUGCUUGUGACAAUUUCGUUUUGUUUGUUUGUAAUAAGUUAGAAUGGAGGAUGAUAUAUAUAUAUAUAUAUAUAUAUAUAUAUAUAGUUAUAAAUUGUUGAUUUACCUUUUUCA
Molecule: messenger RNA, 1150 nt
Organism: Triticum urartu
Lineage: Eukaryota; Viridiplantae; Streptophyta; Magnoliopsida; Poales; Poaceae
Source: RefSeq, a predicted model, not a curated record